UGUUGCCACUGCCACAACCCGACGCCAUUGUGCAGCACAAAAGCAAUGACAAUUGGUGAUAAGUGAUACAAGUUUUAACCACUGGUUUUCAUUUAAACGCGUGUCUGUUAUUUUACAUGAAUUCUACUGUUUUACACUUUCGCAUGUUUGUAUGUUAAUUCGAUUCUGAAAUCAGUGAAUUAUUUAUUCAAAGUAUAGAAAACAUACAAUCAGUAUCAAAGCCGGAAAGAAAGUGAAUACAUACAUGGAUCCGAAAGCGGACACAUCCGUCGAGAUCGUUGAAGCAGAUUCCACCAUCGGCGAUAAUGAAACAGGCUAUCACGAUCCUUAUCAACAGUAUCCGGCACAUGGUGGCAUGCAGUCCGGCCGCCAGCUGUCCCCGGACGGAGGCUACUCAUCACCCGGCGUCGCCGGAUCCGAAUUUCAUUCUGUAUAUCAUGCACAAUCGCAGGCUUACACUGCUCCUUUGCAACCAUACCAGCCUAAUGUGAUGCAACCAGCCGAACCGUUGGUAGUUAAGUAUGAGGUUUUGGAUAUACCAGUCAAGGAAGAAAAAUUAAACGUUAACAAACAGGAUGAGACAACGUAUACACAACCACAGUCGAAUUUCGAUGCAGAAAAAGUGAAUUCGAGAAAAGUUAUCGUUUCCAUUCCAAUCACCUCAGCGUCAAAACUAAGCCUAGGACACAUUGUUGUGAACAAAUCUGAACAAAAUAUUGAUUCCAACAUCCAACAACAGCAACCAAAUGUACCGCAAACUGAACAUCAAGUGCCGCAGUUGCCGGAUCAGCAAAAACCACAAGAAAAAAAUCCACGGGAAACGUCAAAAUAUGAAAAGUCAUCAAUAAUUCCGCCUACCGUAUCGGCCGUUCCUAGAUCUCCCGUCGUACUCGACGCACGCAAACGCCGCUCCGCUAGACCCAGCCUGGUUGCAGCCAGUCCGUAUUCAUGCGAAGACUGCGGUAACUACUUCGCUAGUCAGUGUGGUCUUGGCCAGCACCGGAUGUGGAUCCACUCGGAGGACCGCCUCGUCCCGUGUGAAAAGUGCGGCAAAAAGUUUCUCUCGGAAGACGAGCUAACCAAGCACAUGGUGCGCCACGAACAGCAGGACAAACCGUACAAAUGUACCGUGUGCCCGAAGCAGUUCUGGUCCAAGAACGAUCUGCGGCGACACAUGUUUCGCCAUGACAACAGUGCCCCGUUUUCGUGCCAGGAGUGCAACAGAAGGUUCAUUCGGAAGGAUCAUUUGGUGAGGCACUUGCUAUCCCAUGAGCGCCGCGGUAGGAAGAGACAGACGCGAGGUGUUGGGUCUAUCGAGUGAAGGUCGUGGUGGUGGUGGUGGUAUGUUUUCGAAAGUGUGCGGUUUAUAACUCAAUUGGAUAUAAGAUAUUGUAAGAGACGCCUAAUUAGAAUCAAAUCACUGAAACGUUUUCAAGACCCAUCUAUUCAAUCUGUUUUCCAGCCGCUAUUUACACCAUCUGUGAGUUCUGACAUACAUUAUAUCUGGACAUCAAUGUAAACGAACAAAGUAGGAUCAGAUAUACUGAAGUGCAAUACGUAAAAUUUAUUUUGAAUAUUUUAUUUCGAAUGACAAACGACCUUAAAUAUGUAUUCCGCCGUAAGAGUUUUAUAAAAAUAAAU
Molecule: messenger RNA, 1641 nt
Organism: Topomyia yanbarensis
Lineage: Eukaryota; Metazoa; Arthropoda; Insecta; Diptera; Culicidae
Product: zinc finger protein 502-like
Exons: 2
Coding region: 245-1321 (358 amino acids)
Source: RefSeq, a predicted model, not a curated record